GCAACCAUCAAGGGAGAUAACUCUGAAUAGCCAAAUAUAAAAAAAAUAUCACUGAAUCAGUUGAUUAGUAUGUUCAACUGAGAUAAUAAUUCCAACAACAGAACUUAUUCUGUAUUUGAAAAGCACUGAAAGAAAAAACAAAAAAAACCAUUCGCGUUGGUUCAUGGACCGCCAUGAUAAGUAAACAUGAAUCCGCCCUGUCCAGUCACAUUCUCGGGCACACAGAAACGAAUACAUCCGUUGUUCAAGUUAGCUCCCUUUUUACAAACAUGGCGAGGCAAGGACCGUAUGAUGAUUUUUGUUCGCUGUUGUUGACUCGGUCAAUCUAUUGAACUUCAUGUUGAAAAUUCAAGGAUUUGUCCUCCCGAAUUUCUGACAUCAUGGCGGACGAAUUAGGAAAGAUCGUUCGACCACAAAGUCCGACAAGGACAUGCAGCAUUAAUCCGAGUGACAAGAGUCACAUUGGACUCAUUUUGAGCGAAUCAAGAGUCACGGAAAAGUCAUGUGAGAAACUCCUGAGUGUCAGAACAAAUGAAAUUGUGUGUGCACUGUCCUCCAAAACAAUAUACCUGUCGAACUCAGGACAGGUCAUAUCAAACAUAGAUCUGCCAUACUACUGGUGUAACUUCUGUACCUUCAAGACAGAGGAAAAACACCAGCUGUUGACUCACCUGAUGGAUCAUCGGUUCUCCUGCCAGUAUUGUGUGUUUCAGACCUUCUCUCGUGUUGAUGUUGUCCGACAUACUGUGCAGGAGCACUCAGAGUUUGACGGCAGUGACCUCAAGGUCUGUGUUCUACUCCCCGAUCUCUUGAAACAUGGUCUCAACCAAAGCAAUGACAACUCCAAAAAAUCUCCUAAAGAAAAGUCAAAAUUAAAGUCAGAAUCUGAAGCUGAGGAAACUGAAUCCCCAAAUUCAAAAAGGAAGAGGACAUUGUCUGUGAGUGAAGAAGACACCAAAGUGUAUAAAGGUGAAGGUCAAGCAAAGAGAGGUCGCACUAAAAGUAAACGUGGGAGACCGCGUAAAGCUGUUUCUGCGCCAAAAAGUAAACUUGAAUCUGAACGAACUGUUCGAUCCAGCAGUGAAGAUGAGAGCAAACCGACAGAGAGACUGACCAGGUCUUCACCAAAGUUGGUUAAAAAAGAUCGAAUGCCUGGUGUGUGUUUUGAAUGUAGUGUUUGUAAAUUUAGGACUUUUAAGAAGGCAAUCUUAGGAAAACACACUGAACUUGACCAUGAUGCAGCACGACCAAAGUUUGCCUUAAAGAUUGUUUCCCUGUCACAAGCUCAAGACAUUGAUGCAAGUGAUGAGAAGAAUAAAUCUAUUUUGAAGGACACAGUUCCUUCGUCCUCUAAAGAAAAAAAAAAAACUGAAAAGGAAAAGGAAAAAACUGCAAGUGUGCCAGACUCUGAACCUUGUAAAAAAGAUACAGAGGAUGAAGAAGAGGAAGUUAAUGACGCUGUAGUUGAAAUGGAUUAUGCUGAGGAAGAUGAUGAAGAUGAGGAUGAGGAUGCUGGUGUAGAUGAAGAAACAAAUAAAGGCCUUGUGCCUGACAUGAAGUCUACAAUAGAAACAAAACAUCCUGUGCUCGGUGAUCAUAUAAAGCCUGCAGUGAUCGUCAAUCCAAGCAUCUAUACAUGUUUGUUGUGCUCAACGAUUCAUGACUCUACCUUUUCAGUUGUAAAGAACCAUUACUUUGAUAGUCAUCCUGGAGGAACAUUGGUGAUGGGUGAGUCAACGUCCGUCAAUAGUGUCGUACAGUGGAUCUAUUUCUGUGUCACCACAGAUUGUUUUUUUCACACCACUAAUCCAACAUCAUGGUUGGAACAUUGUCGGAUAUGCCAGAAAGAAGCUUAUGAAAAUCCAAAUCUAUGUAACAGUCUAGAUGCAAGUAUGAAAAACACAGUGAAUGCUGUGAGGGAAAACAUGCUGCUGAUGAAUCAAGCUCAGCCUGGUCCAGUGGAUGCAGGGACAUCUGUGAAAGGUUCUGCUCCUCUUGGUUAUGUUCCUGCAGUGCAUAUUAAAACUGAACCACAGUUACCUCCUACUGUGUAUGUUUACGAAUCAGAGGCUCCAACCUGUGGUAAGCAGAAUGAAAUGCUUCAAGACCAACAGCCACCCUCACAAACCCUUGUUCAAGGAUCCUUAAUUUCAGAUUCUGUGUCCUCCUCAUCUUCAUCAUCGGCUCAAGCUGUGUCAUCGUCUGAAAAGAUUGUGCCAGUUGUUCCUCCACUAAAUAUUAGUCAGUCCAAAAAUGCAAUAGUCAAUAUGAUGAUGAUCAGGAAGAUGAACAGUCAUCUGGCUUCGUCUGCAGUUAGUUCAACCAGCACAGCCAACAGCAACACCAGCACCUCAGCAACCACCACCACCACCACCACAACCCCUGCCACCAGCAGCACCUUGGCAACCAGAACUAGUACUACUUCAGCAAACAGAAAUAGCAGCAACUCUGUGCCACACAACAACAGAAGUCCAGCAACAAGUAACACCCUUGCUGCAUCUCUGAAUAGAUCUACACCACCAACUAAUGCUGUGGCCACACCACCAACAACAAGGUCUCCCAAUCCUUACAAUCUUCCAUCAGGCAAGACUUCAUGGCCAUCCUCCCCCCCAAAUUCUCCAAAUAAGUCUGUAGACUCUAAUGUCCAGUUUGAUGUUGAAAAGAAAGGAAAUUACAAGUGUGCCCAUUGUCGGUAUCUGGCUGCAAAGGCUCUGGAGGUCCGGACACACAUGAUUGACAGACACAAAAUGAACCCUCUGUAUGGUCUAGACAUGCUGGCCGAGGAGUGCAAGGUGCCACGGUUUAUGCUUUUCUGCCCUAAAGACAAAUGCAAAUUUUGUACAAAAGGGAAGGACUUGUUUCUGAAGCAUUUGGAUGAGUGUGCUAGUGUUGAUAAUGGCGGGAACUUCACUGAUGAGUACAAGAAGAGACUGGAGGUCACGCGAAAUUUCGCUUUAUCGACACUUAAGAAGCUCCAAAUGCUGACUCAGUGAUGGGCCAAAAGCAUGUUGCAAGUCUGUUUUGGUCUCGCUUAUGGAAGUGGUCACCCAUCGAUGCCAACCAAGAAAUGACGUUGACCUGCAAUACUGUUUGUAAAGUCAAAGCCUCAACCCAGGCCACUCUGUGCUGAUGCAUUCAGCCAUUUUGACGGAUCGAGAUUUAUAUAUAUUUUGUAUUGGUCACUAUAAACGUUGUUACCAUGGUAACCAUUUCAGUAAUACAUAAUAAGGUCCACAAAACUCAUAAACAUAAUCAGCUGGAGAACUGUUAUUCUGUACCUGGAAUUCCUCUUCUUCAAGCUCAUGGGAUAGAGGUACUUCUGCAUUACAGCCUCACUCUCAGAACAUAUCUACUGGAUAAUCUACUGGAUGUGGAUAUCUUUCAGCAUGUCCUGUUUGCACCUGACAAGAUUUUACCCAGGCCUUUUGGGGGGGUCAGAAGGGUAAAGAAUAGAUUCUGACAUGACCAUCUUUGUACAUUCGACAGUGUGUUAAUCAGUAACUCACAAGCUCCUCUUGUCAUGAGGCCAGUAUGUAUGUGCUUUGUGUUCAAUGCUGCACUGAUUAUUUAAACAUUUACCAGUUCUCUUUGUCAUUAUCAUUGAAUUCUUUCUGUGCAUAUGAUGCUCAUGUAUCUAUAUUAUAGUUUCAAAGUGGCGGCUGGACAAGAACAAAUGUGAAGACAAUACUCGAAACUGGGCUUGACUUUUGUUUCAUCUCAAAUACACCCAGAACAUCUUGCAGCAAAAGAACUUCCUUCCCUGUUGUCAGCUAAACUUCAUUUGUGACAGUCUUCUGUUUGUUUAAAUAGGCUAAGGGCUCGCUUGGACAAGGCAUUUUUGUUUUAGUUGAUUUCAUGGUUAGAAUGGAGAGAUAUUCCGUGUUAAGUUACCUGAAAGAGAGCUGGAGAUGGCAACAACACUUCCAAGACAAAGUUCUGCUGGUUCAGAAUGAUGAUAGAACUGACAUUUAGUUCACUGGAUAAUCGAAGAUGAAGACACAUCUUUUUCAUUUUAGUCCAACCUGUAAAACUGAAACAAUGUAAGACCAUUAAAAUAAAAAGGAAGUGUUUGUUGUGGGAGCAGAAACCAAAAAAUGAACAUGUAUCAAUGAAUUAUGUUGGCCACUGUCUCCAAAGGAAAACCGAUUAGUUGAGGAAGGUUGGCCAAAACAAUGAUUUAUAGUCUAAUAGGCUGCUCCCAAUGUUUUUAGAAGUCUCUACACUGAUUGUGUGCUUAGAUUGUUCAUUUGUGGUAUUCUCCAAUGGGUCGUGGGUUGAAUCACGGUUUGCCCACAUUGUCAGCACCAUACCUGUGCUCAUUGGUUUCACCAAAGUGGUAAACAUCUGAGACCUGCAUCACUUCAGGCUUUUAUCCCGCAGUUAGCUGACACUCUGUGUUAUUACUUAAAUACUAUUCAAAGCAGCGUUAAAACCAACUCACUCACUCAGAUCUUGAGAGGAAGUGAAAUGGAGUAAAAGAUUUGAUUUUAGUAAGAUUAACAAAUGAGAAAUGUGAAGUGACUUGUUACUGGUCUGAAAUGAACAUAAUUUCUGCCAUACCUCCACCCUCAAAGACAGACCCUGAAUAUGAGUUGCUUAUAUCCCCAGUGCAUUGAUGCUGACCUUAUUAUGAUUCUUUUUCAACUAUUUGUAGUCAGUUAUUACUAUGAUAACACUAGAAUGUUUUACUUAGUCAUGUACAGUUAUUUGAUGUCCUGUAUUAUUUUCUAUUUCAAUAUAUAUUUUAUUCACUUUAUCUUUCAGGACCUCAGACACUUAAUACACUCCAAAGAUGCUUUUCAGACCAUUGUCAUUUUUUGUGUUGAAUAUUUUAAAGGAAUGUUUAUUCUAUACCACAAUGACAUCCUGCAUUCUGAAUGGUCUGCCAACAAUACCAAAUCUAUGUUAGACCACAAUUAUGCUGAUGACAGCAUCACCGUGAAAGAAAGUCCCUUUCCUGUAGACAAUUUCAAUUACUGAUUUUACAUAAUAAAAGACGGAGUUGUGGUACCUAGAAUAUUCUUAGCAAGUUUAGCCAUCUAUUUAAACAGAACCUGAUGAACAGUGACUAAAAAAGUGUUUUUGAAAUUCAGUAAUAUCAACACAGUUGGACAUUUGGCACUUCUCUGUCACACACUGAGGUGUCAUGUCUGCUGUAGGACAAUGCUUGGACGUCCCUUCUGUAGGGUGAGUGAGUGAGUUUGGUUUUACGCCGGUUUAAGCAAUAUUCCAGCAAUAUCACGGCGGGGGACACCAGAAAUGGGCUUCACACAUUGUACCCAUUUCGGAAUUUGAACCCGGGUCUUCCGCGUGACGAGCGAACGCUUUAACCACUAGGCUACCCGACCGCCUCCCCUUCUGUAGAACAUAACCUUACAAUAGUUGUGUGUAUGUCAUAUCAAGACCAUUUGAAUCAAACUUGCAUGGCAUCUCUACUGGGUGAUUUUAGUGUCUCAUCUUCAAUUAUCAAUUAAUUACAGUAUUAUCACGAAAAUUCUGUUUUGAGUAUUAGAAAACAAACAUAUCUUGAUAAGAAGCGAUCAUUGCAGAUCCCUGAAUUUGAUAAUUCAACCUCUGUUAAUAUAUUAAUCACCUUUUAUUUGGCCAUGUGUCAUGGAAGAAUGGAGAUAAACCAACUGUGUUUUCAACCUAUCAGUUCAAUAUCUUAUCAGGGGUAGAAUAGGUCUUCAGCAACGCAUGCUUGCUGUAAAAGGCGCCUAUGCUUGUCGUAAAAGGCUACUAACGGGAUCAAGUGGUCAGACAUGCUCAUUUGGUUGAUGCAUGUCAUCGUUUCCCAAUUGCGUUGUCUGAUGCUCAUGAUGUCAAUCACUGGAUUGUCUGGUCCAGACUCGAUUAUUUAGAGACCGUCGUCAUGUAGCUGGAAUAUUGCUGAGUGCGGCGUUAAACAACAAACAAAUAAACAAUAUCAUAUCAUUCAGUGUACAAUAAUCUUGCAUGUUAUGUCUAUAUCUACCAUCUACACCUUCCUUAAAAUGUGUAUUGCAACUUCACCAUAAGUUUAAAGUGAGAUUUAGAUCACUUAAGAAUUGGUCAUUUAUUCAUGCAACCAGGAUUCAUGUGAAUAGAAAAGUAGAAAACAAAAAGAUUGAAAAAGAAAGACGUAUGCAUGUUUAUCAUUAAAUAUAUGAACUAUUUCUUUGUAAGGCCAGACUUAUGACUAGGAAUACUUUAUUUGAUGAAUGCUAGAUCUUAAUUUCUUUUAAAAAUAUAUGAUAUUUUCUCCACAGAGUUUCAGAUCAGUUUUUUUUUAAAUUUGGUACUCAUAAGGGAGAUUGUCCUAUCACAAGUCAAUAGAAUCAAGAAAAUGCCAUUUGUAUAAGAUGUAUAAAUUUAUGGAAUUCAUCCCUACUCCCUGCACAAAUACUGUACAAACCUUUCCGUCGCAAUGUGGACAAGAAAUGUUGUAGGAACCAGGUUGCGACUGGAUUUGUUUGCAAAGAUAGUACACUGCAAAGCGGCUGUAUGUAUUCAUGGUUGAUGGACGAAUGUAGUAUAGACAGACUCAGGAAUGCUUUCCUACCUGUUUAGAUGUCAUUAGUAUGAUAGUCUGUUGGAUCAAUGGUAGUGGACUAUUUCUGCUAUAGAUUUAGAUACCUACUGGCUAGAGCUUGUGGAGAAGAUCUCUUGGUAAUGUUUAUGCUUUUAAACUGUAGUCUUAUGCCAAAAUGAAAUAAUCUUAGACCCAAGAGCUAGAAGAAGGGGCGCUUGUAAAAUUGGCUCAGUAUGCUUUGCAGUUGGGCAAAGUUUGUGAUGGCCUCUCGUGUCCUGUCUGAUGUGAUCAUGAGCAGAACUGAACAGCUUGUGAUACCCCUUCAUGCAUCCUCAAUUAUCCAGGGUAUUCUAAUAGGAUAAAUAACCUGAACUGAUCGCUACCAUAGUUUUGUUUAGCAGCUCUUACUUUUAACAGAAUUUAUCUUUCACACAAGUCUAAUUUGGCUGGGUAGCUGUUAUUAAUAUGACCCAUAGCUAUGGUAUUAAAUGGGUCAAAGAUAAUUAUCAUCAAAGAACAGAUAUGAUACCCUGGAUAAUCCAAUGGUGUCCUGUCUGAUCAUUCUAUGUCCAACUCUGGAACCCCCAGGUGAAAAUAGCUCCCCAACACUCUGUCUCUUGUUGUAAGAGGUGACUUAAGUUGAAUCGGGUAGUCAUGCUCAGUGCCUCGGUUGAUUUUGUGUCAUCGAUCCAUGACCACAUGGUCAAUGCUCACAUCAUCAGUCACUUCUUGGUCUGGUCCAGACACAUUUAUUGUCAGUUCAUCAUGAUGGAGCCGGAAUAUUGCCAGAGGUGACAUAAAACAUUAGACAAAACAAUACAAAGGCUCUUUAAAAACAUGUGCCACCAGAAUAUGAUUGAAAUGCAACAUAAUAUAUGUGUACUUGGACUUUCAGAGCAUGUAAAAAUUGUAGUAUUUUGCCAGAUUAAGUCAGUGCAUGGAACAGUGAGGAUGACAGUAAUGGGUGAAUUGUUGGGUUGUUCAUUUAUCAGUUGAUUUGUCAUAGGUAGAACUGAAACCAAUGGAAUUAGUCAGUUCUCUCAAAUCUGAGACAAGUUUAUUUCCAAAGAUUAGUUACUUCCAGUUCAUUCAGUUUUGGGGCCAGUUCGCAAGCCACCUUUUAUGAAGCUGAUGUAGUCUUCCCCUAGGAAUGACCUGGGCCGUGUUUCAUAGCUAGGACUUUUGUAACUGCAACAUUGAAGCAUUGACUUUUGACAAAAAGGCUUUGUAAACAAAUCUUUGGUUUUAUAAAGAGUGAGGUGAAAGGAACUAUCAGUUCUUGAAGAAUCACCCUAUGACCACCAUGACCAUCUCCAUUGUGACACCAAUUGUUACAAAAGCAUAUUCAUUUUACAUCACCAUAAUUUUCUUCGGAUCUUGAAAUGUGACAAUGUUUGUUAAUGCAUAUAAUAAUGAAUCCUAUUGACAAGCGCAUUAUUAGUAUGCAAGUUCUUAUUAGAAUAUUGUAGCACAGCAUUGAUGGUAACUAUCGAUAUAGUAAUGUAUUGACAAUUAUGAUCCAUCAGUGGGUUGAUCAAUCAUUACACUCCAAGUGGUGAGCAUGAACUGAACUGAUUGAUAUAAUGAUCAUUAUCAGGAUAUUUUCAUUUCAUUAUGUCUUUUGAUGUCAACUUCAUCUUUUUACUUGUCAAAAAGUCAAUGUAUUGUCAUAGAGCUAUGGACAAACACAAAUGUCAAUGGGCCAAUCAUUGCACCCAUAUUGCUCUGCUUUUGUGAAUUCAUGUGUGUGCUAGUAAUCACUUAUGUGAUGGAACAUCAGAAUAUUUUAUGCUUCCAUUUUAUUUAUUUCAUAGUGGUAACUUUAGACACUUGCCUCUUUGCAUCUCUGGUCAACCACCUAUAUGGUGUACAUGUCAAUGUACUUUAAAUGCAUCAUAAAUUCUACUUAUAC
This is a messenger RNA of Haliotis rufescens (red abalone), 8423 nucleotides long. Its product is annotated as platelet binding protein GspB-like. Bases 381 to 2993 code for a protein of 870 amino acids. The record is from RefSeq and is a predicted model, not a curated record. The transcript is spliced from 3 exons. NCBI's taxonomy places the organism in Eukaryota, Metazoa, Mollusca, Gastropoda, Lepetellida, Haliotidae.